This is a messenger RNA of Thalassophryne amazonica, 3935 nucleotides long. RefSeq names its product kinesin heavy chain-like. Lineage: Eukaryota; Metazoa; Chordata; Actinopteri; Batrachoidiformes; Batrachoididae. The coding region runs from base 373 to 3504 and encodes 1043 amino acids. The transcript is spliced from 29 exons. Gene Ontology annotation, biological process: microtubule-based movement. The record is from RefSeq and is a predicted model, not a curated record. Gene Ontology annotation, molecular function: microtubule binding; microtubule motor activity; ATP binding.
CUUUCUCGAGCCGCCGACAGGAGGCGCUGUGGCGAUCAGCAUCAUCGUCAUCAGCAGCAGCAUCGUCACCUCACCGCCCUUCCUGCAGCAUCUUCACCUUCAGCCAGCGCCGCACCCGAACCCCGAACCACCACCGACCCAGGACCCGGAUCCACGGACACACACCGACCUGCCUCACCAUCCGGCCUCUGGACGGUGCAGCGGCUCGUUUUGUUGUUUAUUUUCUCUGUUUGAUAAAUUAGCGUCGUCACCGGAGAAAACGACGUCCAUCUGCGCCAGAACCGGUCCCGGUGCGUCUCGGAUCCGCCCGCCGUCGUCUCGUGUGUUUUUUUGGACUCAGGACGUCGUCAGUUCGAGUCUCUCCCCGUCGUCAUGGCCGACCUUCCAGCCGAGUGCAACAUUAAGGUUCUGUGUCGGUUCCGUCCGCUCAACCAGUCUGAGAUCAUCCGCGGGGAUCAGUUCCUGCCCAAAUUCCAAGGAGACGACACCGUCAUCCUGGGGGGGAAGUCGUACGUGUUCGACCGAGUGUUUCCAACCAACACCACCCAGGAGCAGGUCUACAACACCAGCGCCAAGCAGAUCGUCAAAGAUGUGCUGAGUGGAUACAAUGGAACCAUCUUUGCAUAUGGACAAACGUCCUCCGGGAAGACGCACACCAUGGAGGGAAAGCUGCACGACCCUCAUCAGAUGGGCAUCAUCCCUCGUAUCGCUGAGGACAUUUUCAACCACAUCUUUGCCAUGGACGAGAACCUGGAAUUCCACAUCAAGGUUUCUUACUUUGAGAUCUACAUGGACAAAAUCCGUGAUCUUUUGGACGUGACAAAGACCAACCUGUCUGUUCACGAGGAUAAGAACCGGGUGCCCUAUGUCAAGGGAUGCACAGAGCGUUUUGUCUCCAGCCCCGAUGAGGUGAUGGAUGUGAUCGAUGAGGGAAAAUCAAACCGCCACGUUGCCGUAACCAACAUGAACGAACACAGUUCUCGCAGUCACAGCAUCUUCCUGAUCAACAUCAAGCAGGAGCAUGUGGAGACGGAGCAGAAGCUCUGUGGAAAGCUCUACCUGGUGGAUCUGGCUGGUAGUGAGAAGGUCAGUAAGACCGGGGCUGCAGGAUCCGUCCUGGAUGAGGCUAAGAACAUCAACAAGUCUCUCUCUGCUCUGGGCAACGUCAUCUCCGCCCUGGCAGAGGGCACGAAGACUCACGUGCCGUACCGAGACAGUAAGAUGACCCGCAUCCUGCAGGAUUCUCUAGGGGGCAACUGCCGCACCACCAUGUUCAUCUGCUGCUCUCCUUCCAGCUACAACGACACCGAGACCAAGUCCACGCUGAUGUUUGGACAGCGUGCAAAGACCAUCAGGAACACUGCCUCCAUCAACCUGGAGCUGACGGCAGAGCAGUGGAAGAGGAAGUAUGAGAAGGAGAAGGAGAAGAACAAGACUCUGAAGGACACCAUCCAAAAGCUGGAGGCUGAACUCAGCCGCUGGAGAAACGGUGAGGAUGUGCCUGAGAUGGAGCAGACCACCUCUGACGUGAUGAACCGUGUGGAGUUUGUGGAAGAGCGCCCCAUAUUGGACAACGACACCUCCUCCAUUGUGGUCCGUAUUUCUGAGGAGGAGCGGCAGAAGUAUGAGGAGGAGAUCCGCAAGCUGUACAAGCAGCUGGAUGAGAAGGAUGAUGAAAUUAACCUGCAGUGCCAGAUGGUGGAGCAACUGAAACGGCAGGUGAUUGAUCAGGAUCGGUGUCUGGCUCUGUCCCAGGGUGACAGGGACAAGGUCCAGGCUGAACUGGGGAGGCUGCAGGUGGAGAGUGACAGUGCUAAAGCUGAGGUGAAGGAGGUGCUGCAGGCCUUGGAGGAGCUGGCCAUCAACUAUGACCAGAAGAGCCAGGAGGUGGAGGAGAAAGGUCUGCAGAACCAACUGCUGGCCGACCAGCUGGCCCAAAAAAUGGCCAGUCUGAUGGAGCUGGAGGCAGAGCUGUCACGUAUGCAGGAGGUGAGCAGUCAGCAGAGGAAGCGCAUCGCAGAUGUCCUCAACGGGUUGAUGAGAGACCUGAGUGAAUUCAGUAGCAUCGUGGGUAACGGGGAGCUGAAGCUGCCGGUGGAGAUCAGUGGAGCCAUUGAGGAGGAGUUCACUGUGGCUCGCCUCUACAUCAGCAAGAUCAAGUCGGAGGUGAAGAGCAUGGUGAAGAGAUGCCGUCAGCUGGAGAACAUGCAGCUGGAGUGCCACCGCAAGAUGGAGGAGACCGGCAGGGAGCUGUCUUCUUGCCAGCUCCUCAUCUCUCAGCACGAGGCGAAGAUCCGCUCUCUGACAGAGUACAUGCAGAGUGUGGAGCAGAAGAAGAGGCAGCUCGAGGAGACCCACGACUCCCUGAGCGAGGAGCUGGCCAAGCUGCAAGACCCGGAUAACUUCCUGUUUGAGGAGAAGGAUGGAGAGAAGGGUGAAAAUGAGGAGGGAAGUAUCAAGAAGGCUUCCCGCCAGCAAGGGGAGUCGCACCGUGGCCUCCAUCACAAGCAGCUGGCGCGUCUCCGCGAUGAGAUGAAUGAGAAGCAGAGGACCAUCGAUGACCUCACAGAUCGUAACUCCAAGCUGGAGCUGGAGCUGGCUCAGGUUCGCUCCGACUUCGAGCGUCUGAAGAGUCAAGACAGCACCAAGAGCGAGCGUCUGGAGGAGCUCUCAUUCCUGCAUGAGCGCCACGAGCAGACCAAACAGGACCUGAAGGGUUUGGAGGAGACUGUCGCCCGCGAACUCCAGACCCUCCACAACCUGCGCAAGCUGUUUGUUCAAGACCUCACGUCGCGGGUUAAAAAAAGUUCCGAAAUGGAACCUGAUGAUAGCGGGGGGCCUUGCACCCAGAAGCAGAAGAUUUCCUUUCUUGAGAAUAACCUGGACCAACUUACAAAGGUUCACAAACAGCUGGUUCGUGACAAUGCAGAUCUGCGUUGUGAGCUUCCAAAGCUGGAAAAACGGCUUCGGUCUACUGCUGAGAGAGUUAAGGCCCUGGAGACUGCACUGAGGGAUGCCAAGGAGGGUGCCAUGAUGGACCGACGCCGCUACCAGCAGGAAGUCGACCGCAUCAAGGAUGUCAUGAGGGCAAAGAAUGCGCUGAGGCGCCCCCAUGCAGCACAGAUUGCUAAGCCGGUGAGGCCAAAGCAGCUCACCGUCUGCUCUCCAACCAACCCAUUCUAUGCCUACAUCCGUGCCACUGAGCAUGCCAACACUUACAGCAAUACCCUCUUCCAAAACAGCGUGACACAACCGAGCGCCGCCAGCAACACCUGCAACCCCAACUCUGUCCAGAUCAACACAGUUUCCACGGCGCUGGGAUACAGAGCAGGCAGAUAUACCGGUGACAUUCUGGAGUCCUUCCCACUCAACAUUGACAACGGCAACACCAUCAGUGAGACGCGAGACAUCAAUGACAACAGCAGGAGUGAAGUUCACUGUGGCAGUGAGGUGGAUGAUUCAAACAGGCAAUACAUCCUUCAGCAGGAGACCGCCGCGAGUUAAUAGAACGAAGACGACCAAACACUGUACACGCCCAAAGCCCCGCCCCUUCCAUCCUUCCAUCUGCAUGCAGCCUCUGUCCUCGUCCCUGCAUCAGUGAUGAAGAUGAUGAUGAAGAUCUGUAGACCUGUAGUCAUCUCCUUAGACCCCGCCCUCUCAUCCCUGUAGUUUCCAGCCCCGCACCUGUGAUUAGGCCUCACUUUGGGGUCCGGUCCGGUUCAGCCGUGUGGGAGGUAAACCUUUGCAGCAGACCAUCGGUGUGUCUCUGAUGGUCGUCUGGUUACCUGCUGAAGUGGUUGAAUUUAAAGCGGGCCGACUCCACAGCUGAUGACUUUGUGCACACACGCUGUAAAUAAUCGUGCUGUAACCCAGCAGCUGUUUGUGUGUUUGCGCCGCCGCCAUGCACACAUUUUGCUGACAUGUGGAAGCUUAAA